This is a messenger RNA of Penicillium egyptiacum, 1272 nucleotides long. The record is from the annotation of a GenBank genome assembly. NCBI's taxonomy places the organism in Eukaryota, Fungi, Ascomycota, Eurotiomycetes, Eurotiales, Aspergillaceae.
AUGGACAUGUCUGCUCAUGAUGAAUCUCCGAAAAUGCCCCUCCGAAGCCCUUCACUCUUCGAGAGCAUCGAGUCGCUGCCAUUAGAUCUUAUACUAUCAGAAAUUGAGUCCGACAUUCUCUCCGAACCGCUCGGCUCCCACGAGGCCCUUCAUUUUUUGUCCCAAGAACUCAGUAAAGAGAGUCCGCAACCUUUGAUUGUGAGCGCAAUUAAAACUGUCUUGUCAAGCCUAUCGCUACGGGAAAAGAUCGAGGUUCAGUGGAGCCUCUGCCACGAUUACAACCAUGCCAAAAGCCGCCAGCAGAGGAUAGAGGAGGGUGCCCCCUAUAAUCUGGCCUCAUGGUCGAUCGAAAAUUGCUCUCUGUGCUUUAAGUCACUCUUGGAUCAUCAAACGGUUCGGCCUUCUUCAUUCUGCCAUGGCUUCAGCUUCUUUUGGCUAGCGGUUAGGAGUCACCAAGAUGACCUUAUACUACGCCUCGUGUCUUUGAUGGAACCUAAAGAUCUUUUGAGUCCUUUUGCGAAUGGAGACCGGCGCACAAUCUUUCAGGUCUCUACAUGGAAUCGAAAUUGGUUUCAGGUCUGCUGGGCACGGCUUAAACCAUUACCGAAGAAUGGUCUUACUUCACUUGGACCAGAUGAAAUGAAAAACAUAUGGCAAUUUGCCGAUGUGGACCUUGCAAACGAGUUAUUGGACUUAGGCCUAGAUCUGGGAAGACCUCACCCUGAAAACGCAUCACCUGGUUGGUUGGAUAUAGUGGAUCGAACGGAUCCGGGGCCAUUGUUUAAUUGGCUCCUAAGCCAUGGCCACCAACCCCCCGGAAAACUCCUGACGUACGCCGCAAAACACAGUUGCAUUCUUGGGGCGAGCUGGAUUAUGCGCUAUACUGACAGCCAUCUGGACUGGAGUGAAGCUGCACUUAUGGCGGCAGAAAGUGUGGAUAUCAGAAGCGCGGAAAUGCUGAAAAACAUUCUACCAAACCUAGCUACAAAGUGGAAAGCAGACCAGUGGAAAGCAGGCCAGGCUCUGUCAGAGAAUAUUGUGAUAAAAACUGUUAACGGAGUGUGCCAGGAAAGAGAGGAUUGUGGAGCUAUGCUAUCAGAUGACUCUGUCGAGAAAAUGUUCGCACCAAGGGAGGAUACUGCGGUUCGAAAGAUCCAAACCCUAGGUGAAGUAGUUGGGAGCGUUCAAGUUCUGGGUAUGAAGAUCAAGGCGGAGGAUGCUGGACUGUAUCACCUUGCGACGGCUCUUGAGAACAUGGGCUCUCGCUCAUAG